AUGUCCGCGCCACUGAGCCAAGAACUCCGCGGCCAGCACAACAUCCGGAGCAUCCCGCUGCGCAAAGACGACGAGGUCCUCAUCACACGGGGUUCGAACAAGGGCCGUGAGGGCAAGAUCACAUCCGUCUACCGCCUGAAAUACGUCAUCCACGUCGAGCGCGUCUCCCGCGAGAAGUCCAACGGCCAAUCCGUCCCCAUCGGCAUCGCACCCUCCAAGGUCGUCAUAACGAAGCUCAAGAUGGACAAGGAUCGGGAGUCGAUCAUCGAGCGGAUAGCGAAGGGCCGGGAGCUGAACAAGAAGAAGACGCAGAAGGCCGAGGCAUAA
Molecule: messenger RNA, 327 nt
Organism: Coniosporium apollinis CBS 100218
Lineage: Eukaryota; Fungi; Ascomycota; Dothideomycetes
Product: large subunit ribosomal protein L26e
Exons: 3
Coding region: 1-327 (108 amino acids)
Biological process (GO): cytoplasmic translation; ribosomal large subunit biogenesis
Cellular component (GO): cytosolic large ribosomal subunit
Molecular function (GO): RNA binding; structural constituent of ribosome
Source: RefSeq, a predicted model, not a curated record